UCUCAUGUGUAUACCAAUAGAAAAAGCAAUGUCUUCAAGCAUUGGCGAACGUAAAACGACUAACACAUGGUGGAUUAUGCACAACCUCCAAGCUUGUUCCCACAACGGAGAUCCACUGAUAUGGAGUUGGGUAAUAUGGAACAUAAAGAGAUCACCAAUGGUGACAAUUACGUUGAAAUUUGGAAUCAUGUCCCAAAACAUCUCACCGGCAGGCACAUAUACAAAUAAAAUACCGGUAAAUGUUAAGAAACUGAUAAAGUUUAGGGUCAUUGAAGGAGAUGUUAUGGCCGAGUACAAGAGUUUCUUGAUCACGAUUCAGGUGACCCCGAAGGAAGGAGGAGUUGGAAGUGUUGUGAAAUGGCACCUUGAAUACGAGAAGAUUGAUGAGAACGUGGCUCAUCCGGAGAAUCUCCUCCCUUUCUUCGCCGAGAUGACCAGAGAGAUCGACGAACACCUCUUAUCCGAGGAAUGAACAGACUCUUGGUGAUAUUUAUAUCUUGUGCUCUAGUUAUAGAUAAAGUGGUAGCCCGAAG
Molecule: messenger RNA, 533 nt
Organism: Arabidopsis arenosa
Lineage: Eukaryota; Viridiplantae; Streptophyta; Magnoliopsida; Brassicales; Brassicaceae
Source: the annotation of a GenBank genome assembly